Molecule: messenger RNA, 2219 nt
Organism: Sinocyclocheilus anshuiensis
Lineage: Eukaryota; Metazoa; Chordata; Actinopteri; Cypriniformes; Cyprinidae
Product: RAC-alpha serine/threonine-protein kinase-like
Exons: 10
Coding region: 172-1326 (384 amino acids)
Biological process (GO): protein phosphorylation
Molecular function (GO): protein serine/threonine kinase activity; ATP binding
Source: RefSeq, a predicted model, not a curated record
UAAAUUAGUUGUAGGUGUACUGUUGUUUAGUAAAAUCAGAUAAAUGCUACUAAAUAUUUUCAUUAGCUUACGAUAAUAUCCAAGCUACUUAUAAAGGAUUAUCACAAGCAGUUUGUCAUAAAAGCCAAUAAUAUCUGCAGUGCAAAAUGCAGAGAAGAGACGUUAGUUUGCAUGUUUGUGUUGUUGUGUAGAGAGGAAUGGACCAAAGCCAUCCAGACCGUGUCCGACAGUCUGCAGAAACAAGAGGAGGAGAUGAUGGACGCGUCUCCAGAACACAUGGACAUGGAGAUGUUUCUGACCAAACCUCGACUCAAAGUGACUAUGCAUGACUUCGAAUACCUCAAACUGCUGGGAAAAGGCACUUUUGGGAAGGUGAUUUUGGUGAAGGAGAAAGCAACGGGAAAAUAUUACGCCAUGAAAAUCCUCAAGAAAGAAGUGAUUGUAGCCAAAGAUGAAGUGGCUCACACACUCGCAGAGAACCGUGUGCUGCAGAACUCCAAACACCCCUUCCUCACGGGUCUGAAAUACUCUUUCCAGACCCACGACCGCUUGUGUUUCGUCAUGGAGUACGCAAACGGAGGAGAGCUUUUCUUCCACUUGUCUCGGGAUCGGGUUUUCUCGGAGGAUCGUGCACGUUUCUAUGGAGCUGAGAUCGUGUCUGCGCUGGAUUACCUGCAUUCAGAGCGAAACGUGGUCUACAGGGACCUGAAGCUGGAAAACCUGAUGCUGGAUAAAGACGGUCACAUAAAGAUCACGGACUUUGGCUUGUGUAAGGAGGGAAUCACAGACGGAGCCACGAUGAAGACCUUCUGUGGGACUCCAGAGUAUCUGGCUCCUGAGGUGCUGGAGGAUAAUGACUACGGUCGUGCGGUGGACUGGUGGGGUUUGGGUGUGGUGAUGUAUGAGAUGAUGUGCGGCCGCCUGCCAUUCUAUAACCAGGAUCACGAGCGUCUGUUUGAGCUCAUCCUGAUGGAGGACAUCCGCUUCCCUCGAACACUCGCGCCCGAUGCCAAGUCCCUGCUGUCCGGCCUGCUCAAGAAAGACCCCCAACAACGGUUAGGUGGUGGCCCGGAUGAUGCGAAAGAAAUCAUGCAGCACAAAUUCUUCACUGGAAUUGUGUGGCAAGACGUUUACGAAAAGAAGCUGGUUCCUCCGUUCAAACCACAGGUGAGCUCAGAAACAGACACCAGAUAUUUCGAUGAAGAGUUCACAGGACAGACCAUCACCAUCACGCCGCCGGGACAAGAAGACAGUAUGGAGUCGUUCGACAGCGAGAGGAGGCCACACUUCCCACAGUUCUCCUACUCGGCCAGCGGAACGGCCUAAAGCCUCCCGAUCUCCGACACUUCAGCAAGAAGAUCCCCAACCUCACUGCUCUGAGAUCACACGUUCACUUUACCACGUUUACCACGUCUGGAUCUGUGAUGUUUGUCCGUUUCACAAUGCUUUCUGAGGAUAUGAGAGGGAACACUAACACUUCCAGCCAAAUCAAUGCUGAUUCAUUAAGAACUUCUUUAAUCUGGCGCUAUAGUCGUAUUAAAACUAAUGUCAUGCCAAAUAUUACUGUCUUUACAUUCACUAUAUGAACUGACCAAUUGAAAACGAACAGCAGCUUUUACUAUAUAUAUAUAUAUAUAUAUAUAUAUCUAGAAUAUAAUUCUGCUAUAUUUGUAAUUUUACACAUGACUUCUCGACUGAAGCGUGUUUUGACUCCCAAAGUAGUUUAGUUUGGACUAAAUUUCACUUGAUCAUUUGCAAUCGAAUGUGCAAUACAGUAGAAAUUUAGAUAAAUUAUUUUUUUGUAAUUAUUAAAAUGACUGAAUUCCACUAAAAAUAACUAGAAAUUAACUUAUUAAAACCCCCACCAAUGUAUUAAAGGAGUGCAACCGGUCUAGAACAUUUCUGAAUCGUAUUUCAAUCGAAAAAAUAGAAAUAAGCAAUUAUGUUUUGCUUUAAGAAAAUAAAGCCUGUUUUUCGGACUAAAAAUGAUGGUAUUUAAGUGAUGAGAACUUAAGUUAAAAAACCCAAUGUAUGCAUGAGAAUGAGAAAUCCUAAUUUAUUUAUAUGAUGCAAUUUUAUAAAAUUGAGUCAUAACAGUUUCUGUUAGUGAAAACAAUGGUUUAUAUUGUUUUUGCAUGUUACCUUUCCAUUUUUGGCAUUGAAUAAAUUAUUUUACCAUUUAAAUACGGCACAAAAAUAUGGAAGCUUGUUUCCGCCAU